UAUUCUGAAAAUAUUGACCGGACGCGUGUUUUAGGUGACCCAAGUCUGGUCUAUAAAAAAAGAUGAUAUUCGCCAAAACAAGCUCGUAAUCAGGCGGGCAGCUUUAGGGAAGCGUCAUGUCCUGUUGCGAGGGCAGAGAGCGGGAGGACGCGGCACAGGGCAGCAUCCUGUACAGCAUCCUGAACACGGGCGCCCGAGGACACCUGGACACGGCCGCCGCGCAACAGCUCUGCUCGUGCGCGUCAAAGAGGCGACUGGUGUCGAUUCGUGCUCCGCAAUUAGUUUUCAAAGCGGCCUCGGAGGUGCUUGUGAAAACUAUCCGAUUCGUGAAAAAUGUACCGUGUUUUCGAGGUUUGCCGGCGGGAGACCAGCUCCGGCUCGUGCGCUACAGCUGGGCGCCGCUGCUGGUUUUGGGCAUGGUGCAGGACUCCGUGGAUUUCGACACGGUGGAGACGCAUCAGCCCAGUCUUUUACACACGAUUUUAACGCACAGCACGGGGCGGCGGCAGCGCACUCCGACUGAGAUUCGAGACCCAGGAGUGCCAGUCAGUGAUGCAGAGGGGAUCAAAACGUUUCUGGUCAGAUGCAGAGGACUGAGGAUCAGCGUCAAAGAAUACGCGUUCCUGAAAGGAGCCAUACUGUUCACCCCGGACGUGACGGAGCUGGAGUGUCGGGAGUACGUCCAGGCGCUUCACAGAGAGGCCGAGCGCGCGCUUUACGAGCACGUGAGGACGGCCCGCUUCGGGAGACUGCGCGCGGUGCUGCACGCGCUGCGCUCCAUGGACCCGGAGGCGGUGGCGGGACUCUUCUUCAGACCCGUGACUGGCUCGUGGAGCAUAGACGAGCACGUGCUCGCCAUGUUUCAUGAGCGGUAGAGUCUAAAACGAAGGAGGACGUCUGGGAUUGAAUGACAGGCGCGUACGCUUUAAUUUAAUCUGUUCGUGUAUUUAUACAUAUGCCCAUAUUUUUAUGUCAAGUUUAAAGGAUUUACUGUCAGCUUUCAUGUCAGCUCAGAGCACCACCUGCAUAUUGUGAAUUCAGCAGAAUGCAAAGUUUUGCACAUCAUGAACUUUUGUUUCUUUUGUAAGGACACUACAAAUACGGUGACCUCAAUAAAAGAGCGAGUGACACUGAAAA
Molecule: messenger RNA, 1137 nt
Organism: Scatophagus argus
Lineage: Eukaryota; Metazoa; Chordata; Actinopteri; Scatophagidae
Product: nuclear receptor subfamily 0 group B member 1-like
Exons: 2
Coding region: 117-875 (252 amino acids)
Biological process (GO): negative regulation of transcription by RNA polymerase II
Cellular component (GO): cytoplasm; nucleus
Molecular function (GO): transcription corepressor activity; transcription factor binding
Source: RefSeq, a predicted model, not a curated record